Molecule: messenger RNA, 2343 nt
Organism: Sphenostylis stenocarpa
Lineage: Eukaryota; Viridiplantae; Streptophyta; Magnoliopsida; Fabales; Fabaceae
Source: the annotation of a GenBank genome assembly
AUGAUUCAUUUUGUGCUUCUUAUCAGUCGACAAGGAAAAGUGAGGCUCACAAAAUGGUAUUCACCAUACUCUCAAAAGGAGAGAUCCAAGGUAAUUAAAGAGUUAUGUGGGGAAAUUAUCUGUAGAGGCCCGAAGCUAUGCAACUUUGUGGAGUGGAAGGGAUUCAAAGUUGUAUAUAAAAGAUAUGCCAGUCUCUACUUCUGCAUCUGCAAUGACCAGGAAGACAAUGAAUUGGAGACCCUGGCCAUUAUUCAUCAUUUUGUUGAGACACUGGAUCGCUAUUUUGGCAGUGUUUGUGAACUGGAUUUAAUCUUCAAUUUUCACAAGGCAUAUUAUAUAUUGGAUGAAAUUCUACUAGCUGGAGCCAUGCAGGAAACUAGCAAGAGAACAACUCUGAGACUGAUAGGUGCACAGGAGGAUUUGGUGGAAGCUGCGAAAGAGGAAUCAAGUUCAUUGAGUAAUAUAAUCGCCCAUGCCACCAAAGACUUGAUCUAUCUUGAAGCUGUUUUUUUCUGGGAAAAGAUGAUGAUGUUCGAAGACAUUGGGUUUUGUGGUGAUUUGGAUUUGUUAAGUUGUCCCCUUGGAGAGGAGGACGUUGCUGUGAGACAAACAGAACAAGAUCCUGUGGUUGACGAUGAUUACAGUGAUGAAGAGAUUGAUAUGGAGGAGCUCGAGAAACGUAUAUGGAGGGACAAAGUGCGCUACAAGCGAAUGAAAGAACAAACCAAGGUCAAGGAAGGGACUGAUGCAGUGAAACAAAGGCAAUCCCAAGAGCAAGCUAGGAGGAAAAAGAUGUCAAGAGCUCAGGAUGGAAUACUGAAGUACAUGCUGAAAAUGAUGGAGGUUUGCAAGGCACAAGGGUUUGUUUAUGGGAUCAUUCCUGAAAAAGGGAAGCCAGUGACUGGAGCAUCGGACAAUCUUCGCGAAUGGUGGAAGGACAAGGUCAGGUUUGAUCGGAAUGGUCCUGCUGCCAUAGCAAAGUAUCAGACUGAUAAUGCAAUUCCAGGAAAGAAUGAUGGUUGUAAUUCGAUUGGUCCAACUCCACACACAUUGCAGGAGUUACAAGACACAACAUUGGGUUCUCUUCUGUCAGCACUUAUGCAGCACUGUGAUCCUCCUCAGAGAAGGUUCCCUCUAGAGAAGGGUGUUCCUCCGCCAUGGUGGCCCACUGGGAAUGAAGAAUGGUGGCCUCAAAUUGGUCUCCCCAAAAAUCAAGGCCCGCCACCUUACAAGAAACCUCAUGACCUCAAGAAAGCAUGGAAGGUUGGUGUUCUUACUGCUGUCAUCAAGCACAUGUCACCUGAUAUAGCCAAGAUUCGAAAGCUUGUAAGACAGUCUAAAUGCCUUCAGGACAAAAUGACAGCGAAGGAGAGUGCAACAUGGCUUGCCAUCAUCAACCAAGAGGAAGCCUUGGCCCGAGAGCUUUAUCCUGACUAUUGUCCACCAUUUUCAUCUGGUGGAGGUAAUGGCUCCAUGGUCAUCAAUGAUUGCAGCGAGUAUGAUGUUGACGGGGCAGAGGAGGAAUCAAACUUUGAUGUAGAGGACCGGAAGCCUGACCAUCUUCAUCCAUCUAAUCUUGGAAUGGAGAGAAUCACAGGAAGACUACCACCACAACAAAUUUCUCAUCCAUUUAAGGGAGAUGUUGUCACAAACCUUGAUUUCAUCCGGAAGAGGAAGAUUCCUGGUGAAUUCAACCUCAUUAUGGAUCAGAAAAUCUACACUUGCGAGCAUCCUCAAUGUCCUUACAAUGAACCUCGCCUUGGUUUCCAUGACAGGUCGGCUAGGGACAAUCAUCAAUUGAAUUGUGCAUACAGAAACAGUGCUGCAGAGUACGGUGGUGGUUCCAAUUUCCAUGCUGCUGAGGUUAAGCCAGUCGUAUUCCCUCAGUCAUUUGUUCAACCCAGCACUACAUCCCAGACUGCAAGUGUGGUUCAACCUUCAUUUGGUGUAACUGGGCUUGGAGUUCCAGAGGAUGGCCAAAAAAUGAUAAAUGACCUCAUGGCAGUCUACGAUACAAAUGUUGCAGGACAUCAUAACUUACGGUCCAACAACUUUGUAACUUCAGAAAAUCGUAACUUUUCUCAGACCAUGUUACAGCAACAACAGGACAGUCAUGACAAUUUUUUCACUGACCAAGGAAUGGUGAUGGAAGGGAACUUCUUUGCGCGGGAGGAAGGUCAAUUUGAGAGGUUCAAGGGCAUGAACAUGAAUGCCCCUUUUGAUACCAACCACGUGAUGUUUAGCCCCCAGUGUGAUUUGUCAUCUUUUGAUUUUAAGGAUAUCCAAGGGGUAGGAAUGGAUACCAUUCACAAACAGCAAGAGGUUUCAAUUUGGUUCCAGUGA